Molecule: messenger RNA, 678 nt
Organism: Astyanax mexicanus (Mexican tetra)
Lineage: Eukaryota; Metazoa; Chordata; Actinopteri; Characiformes; Acestrorhamphidae
Product: CD276 antigen homolog
Exons: 4
Coding region: 131-622 (163 amino acids)
Biological process (GO): cellular response to lipopolysaccharide; T cell costimulation; positive regulation of T cell proliferation
Cellular component (GO): external side of plasma membrane
Source: RefSeq, a predicted model, not a curated record
UGUUUUGACUUUUUUAAUCUUCCUGGGGUCCGGUCGCAGUAGGAAUAUCCGUCUUUAUUCUGAAUAUUUGUAUUUUCUUAUACCUAUUACCUGUUUAGCUGUACCUGGGGUUACGUAUCAUUUAUACGCCAUGUAUAAGAAUGGAUGUCUUCCUUUGUCGUGCCUAUUGUUGUUACUGCUUAUGCACCAAGUGUCUCUGCAGGAUGUUUCAGCUUUUACAGGAGGGUCUGUGAUCCUGAAUUGUUCAACCAUUGACUUGAGCUUAGUCAGUGUGUACUGGAGAUACAGAGACAGUAAGACUGUGUACAACAUAAUCAAUGGAAAAGAGCAGUUGGGUGAACAGGAAGCAGCGUUCAGAGGCAGAGUCAAGAGUUUUCCAGAAGAAUGGAAAAAAGGCAAUUUCUCAAUCAUACUGAACAAUGUGACUGAGUCUGAUUCAGGGCCGUACAGCUGCUUCAUUCCUCCACUCAACAAUCAUCCAAAACUACAGCUGAAUGUUACUACAGAACGGCAAGACUCCAAAUCAGACAAACAGAAGAACAGCAGCAGCACUGAGGGAAGACCACACAGCCUUUUGCUUCUCUUUGCAUUUCUGCUGGGCUGCUCUCUGCUUUCUGCCUGAGCUCUGCUGUGCUGCCUGUACUUUCUGAAGAGAGCUUCAUGUGUAAUGCCGUGCAA